UUCCAUAAGCCCACACCAAACUGACCGUUGGUGACCCCAUUCUCUGCACACAGUGUCCCUCCCAAAAACCCUAGAAAAGCCCUCUUUGCUUGAACAAAGAGGCCUUUUCUAUCUCCAUUACCAAUUCAUCUCCUCUAAGAUCUAAGAACUCAGAAGAAUUGGAAAAAUCAAAGAAAUCCCAGAAAAUGGAUUCGAACCAGAGACGAAAAAGCGGGAUUAAUCUCCCAGCUGGAAUGUCCCAAUCCUCACUACGCCUCGAACCCUCUUCGGGUUCUUCGUUUCGGACCGUAUCGAAUCUCCAAUCACCCAGGACGAUGUCUCCUCGGACGAUAUCGAACCUGUCAUCGCCGUCGAAGUCGGGGAAUUGCAGCGACAGGUUCAUACCGUGCCGGUCGUCGUCACGGCUCCACACAUUCGGUCUCAUCGAAAAGGGGUCGCCGGUGAAAGAAGGAGGGAACGACGCGUAUUCGAGGUUGUUGAAAUCGGAGCUUUUCGGGUCUGAUUUUGGGUGUUUUUCUCCUGCAGGUCAGGUGGGUUCGCCGAUGACUCCCAGCAAGAAUAUGUUGCGGUUCAAGACGGACAGUUCGGGGCCGAAUUCGCCGUACUCGCCGUCGAUCUUGGGGCAGGAUAGUGGGUCCUCUUGCGAGAUUUCAACGCCGCCAAAGCCACCGCGGAAGGUGCCUAAGACACCCCAUAAGGUUCUAGAUGCACCAUCACUUCAAGAUGAUUUCUACCUGAACCUUGUGGACUGGUCAUCGCAGAACGUCCUAGCUGUUGGAUUGGGCACAUGUGUUUAUUUAUGGACUGCAUCAACUAGCAAAGUAACAAAGUUAUGUGACUUGGGGCCUGGUGAUGGUGUGUGCUCAGUCCAAUGGACCAGGGAGGGCUCUUACAUAUCAAUUGGAACAAAUCUUGGUGAAGUUCAGGUUUGGGAUGGGACUCAGUGCAAAAGGAUCCGAACUAUGGGCGGACAUCAAACAAGAACUGGGGUCUUGGCAUGGAGUUCACGCAUAUUAUCUUCUGGAAGCAGAGACCGCAACAUACUUCAGCACGAUCUUCGUGUCUCAAAUGACUUCGUUAGCAAGCUUGUUGGUCACAAAUCAGAGGUAUGUGGGCUGAAAUGGUCUCAUGAUGACAGGGAACUUGCAUCGGGUGGGAAUGAUAAUCAGCUUUUGGUCUGGAAUCAGAGUGCUCAGACACCAAUCUUAAAACUGACAGAGCAUACAGCUGCCGUAAAGGCCAUUGCUUGGUCACCCCAUCAAAGUGGCAUUCUUGCAUCUGGAGGUGGAACAGCUGAUCGGUGCAUUCGCUUCUGGAAUACUACAAACGGAAAUCAAAUAAACAGUGUCGACACUGGAAGCCAGGUGUGCAAUCUAGCAUGGAGCAAGAAUGUGAAUGAGCUUGUUAGCACUCAUGGAUAUUCACAGAAUCAAAUUAUGGUGUGGAAAUAUCCUUCAAUGGCAAAGGUUGCAACUCUCACUGGCCAUAGUUUACGGGUACUCUAUCUUGCCAUGUCACCUGAUGGUCAGACAAUAGUAACUGGGGCAGGGGAUGAGACACUGCGGUUUUGGAAUGUCUUUCCAUCCAUCAAAACACCGGCACCAGUCAAGGACUCGGGACUUUGGUCUUUAGGAAGAACUCACAUCCGAUAGCAUGUUCUGUGCAUAGCUAAAUUAUCUUGUAAAUGGAGAUGCUAUAUUUCAGAAUCAAUUCAAAGUGAAUGGAGAGGUGCAGAUAAUUAAAGUGGUUUUUAUUCACACCACAGUUAAGAACUUGUAGAGUCUUUUUUGUCUUCUUUUUCCUCGCAGAUAUUUCUGUGCAGUAGCAAUUUUUCAAAGGGUUUUAUUUAUAUACAGAACUUGUAAAGUCUGUUGUCUUCUUUUUCUCCCCCUCUUAAAAUUUGAUUUUUAAAAAAAAAAAAAAUAAUGUUUUGUUUGUUGCGAUCAAGUCUUCAAAAUUGUAGAGCUCCUUACAUCAAUGCAAUUAUAUUUUUCUGUGUGUUUGUUUGUGCCA
Cornus florida is the source of this 2013-nucleotide messenger RNA. Its product is annotated as protein FIZZY-RELATED 3. Bases 186 to 1652 code for a protein of 488 amino acids. The record is from RefSeq and is a predicted model, not a curated record. Gene Ontology annotation, biological process: positive regulation of anaphase-promoting complex-dependent catabolic process; positive regulation of ubiquitin protein ligase activity; anaphase-promoting complex-dependent catabolic process. Gene Ontology annotation, cellular component: anaphase-promoting complex. Gene Ontology annotation, molecular function: anaphase-promoting complex binding; ubiquitin ligase activator activity; protein binding. Lineage: Eukaryota; Viridiplantae; Streptophyta; Magnoliopsida; Cornales; Cornaceae. The transcript has 10 exons.